AUGCAGUCCGGCGUGGCCAUCUCCCCACACAGGUCCCGUCCGUUAGGCUCGCGUGGACGCCGCGAGUCUCAUGUCAUCGCUGGACUUGAUGAAAAAAGAGUGUUUCGCAUCUGGGACCCUGUCCUCGGCCUCUCUCAGAAGAAGACUCGUGAAGAAGAGGAGGGUCGCUCCGGGGGCGCAGCAGGAUGCGGACCGGGACUGUCGGCUGUGCAGUGGGACAAACAUGGCCGCCGCGUGCAGCAGUUUGCCAGGUGCGAGGGCGUUUUGCCGCCUCCUUCAGGAAUUCACCGGCUGUGCUCCUGUUGUUCCAGGUGUUCCAUAUUUUCCCAGUCUGGCAGCAGUCGCACCGUCCGGCGGAUUCUGACGGCCUGCCUGCUCUCCUUCCUGGCCCUGCUCGGCUCCGUAUCCAUCGACCUCAGCUCCACCUUUGACCUGCUGCGCACUACGGAGGCGGCGUACGGCGAGCUGACGUCGUGCAGGACGACGGCUAUCCUGCAGCUCGUCGCUAAGCUUCAGAAGAUGAGGCGUUUAUUUACCAAAGACGUGGGCAACGAGACACUGGAGGCAACUUUUUCAGAGGUCGCGUUUCCCGCGUUCGGUCAUCCGUGCGGUGAAAUGGCGGGGGACAGCCACGGCCUCCCUUGCGGUAUUGAGCUGGCCGGAUUUUGCCAGGAGAUGAGGAGGAGCGUUCAAGGAUUUCCAAACGCUUCGUUGGACACAAACGGCACGAGUGAAAACGGUACGGUAGCUUACUCCCUGGCCAUCGGAAGACUUCUCGACAUGUGGGGUACGGUCGAAGAUACUUUAGCCAAAGUCCACCACAAUCCUAACUGGGGAGAUGUGCUGUCUGCAAGACUUCUGGUCGCGUUCAUAGAGCUCAACCACCAGCUGAUGGACUUCCCCCACCUGGCGGCUCACACCGGCUUCCAGUACAAGUGGACUUACGUGCUGAGCUACCUCGGCUUUGCCAGGGUUACGGCGGAGCGACUGAACGGCUGCUGGUUGGAGAACGUAGACCUCAAGUUGAACUCGAGCCAGAGUGUAAAACAUUCCUGGAUUUUUGACACGCGUCUGUGGCAGAUCUCCGGAGCUGGGACGGAGCUCCUGUCUGGGUCCGACGCCGCAGUUCAGGCUCUGACGAACGCUCAGCAGUGCUUGUUUGAUCGUGCGGCGCCGGCUCUCAGGUUGGCGUCUCGAUCCGUGUCUUCGGGCCUCAGUGUGAGGGUCUGCCUGCUGGCCAUCGCCUGCCUCAUAUACCCGGUGGCGAUAUUCUCUUUCAAGCUGAUGACCGAGUGGAUACAGAACUACGCCCAGAGCUUGAAGGAGAAGACCGAGGACCUGAAGCGCCAGAGGCAGCUGGCCGAGGAUCUGCUGCACCAAAUGCUGCCCAAGUCAGUCGCCAAGCAGCUCCGCCAGCAAAAACACGUCAAGGCCGAGAGCUAUGAAAAGGUGACCAUCUUUUUCUCCGACAUCGUGGGCUUCACCUCCAUCUCUGCGUCCUGUACUCCUCUGCAAGUGGUGGAGAUGCUCAACAACCUCUACAUGUGCUUUGACACUCGCAUCGACUCCUACAACGUCUACAAGGUGGAGACGAUCGGGGAUGCAUACAUGGUGGUGAGCGGCCUGCCUGAGAGGAACGGGGACAGGCAUGCCGACGAGAUCGCCAAGAUGGCGCUGGAUCUGGUAGCAGCCGUCAGACAGGUCUCCAUCCCUCACAUGCCCAACCACAGGCUGCAGCUCCGAGCCGGCAUCCACACAGGUCCGUGUGUGGCGGGAAUAGUGGGCUACAAGAUGCCAAGAUACUGUCUGUUCGGAGACACGGUCAACACGGCGUCCAGAAUGGAGUCCACCAGCCUGCCUCAGAGAAUCCACACCAGCUCAGAAACCUACUUGGCUCUGAUCAAAGACAACGCCUACGAGCUGCAGCUUCGAGGAGAGAUUGAGAUUAAGGGUAAAGGCAAGAUGAACACGUACUGGCUGAUUGGCCAUAAGAACUACAGCGUGCAGAACGACAGCCUGGUUUGUCACUGGAAUCCCAACAAGGCCAGGAAGAAGAAGACGGUGGCCGGCAGCGAGGUCUCUGUGGGCAAUUCAUCAGUGACAGUGCAGAGCCUCAGUGAGAACGCCACCACCCCCGUCUCCCUUCCCUCCUCAGUGUUGAACCAAACGCCGCCGCCGCCUCGGACAGACAGGCCUGGCCUGAGCGUGGCGGCGCAGGUGGAGCCCUGCGGCGGCAGCCACAGUACCCUGGGCUCCAUGAUUGGGGGGCUGCAGGGGGGAGAUGAGAGUCCUCUGCCCAGCCAGCGUGGGAGCAGCAGUGGGCACAAACCUGACCUGCUGCCUGGCUCCAACCACCACCUGUAACCAGCUCAGGACUUCAGUUACCAUGGAAACAUCACCUGACUCGCCGCAGGAGCGAGACAGAGAGGCUGUAGUAGAUAAAUUACUGCUCAAUAAUGUAAUCAGUCACUUGUUCCAGCUCAGACGCUUAUUUGCUUUCUGAACAUUUGAGUUGGAAAAACUUUAUUAAAAUAGUUUGUUUUCAAAGUGAAAGAGUCACCUGGUCUUACAGCUGACCUGGCCUCUAACAGUAGUAGUUUCUGUGGUGUGUGUGUUUCUGUGUGUAUAAUUUAAGUAUUAUUGUAUGUAGUCUGUUUCCUUUUUGUAGCUGUGAAGCACCGUGUGUUACAUGUGAAGUAUAAAUAAAGUUUACUUACUUCCUUUUGUUCCGUAUUUGAUCAGAUUGUGACGGAGAAAGUCUGCAGACUUAAAGAAGUCGAUGCUUAAAUUAAAAAUAAGAAAACUUUUGUUAAACGACAUUGUUUUCCACGUUACAUUAAAAUCAAAGUGAAGAGGCGUGUUUUUAUUCCAGCAGCAGAACACAAUGCCCACAGUCAACCGUAAAUUAUAACAGAUCAGAUUAUAAAUAAUCCCAGUGGCUUCUCCUACCUGAAGAUGUUGUUGUAGGUGAAGCCCUGCAGUGUCUGUGGAUCCUCCCGUUGUUCGGCCCAGCUGCUGUUUGUCUGUCUGAAACGUUGUGUCAAUAAAGUUCAAGAGUUCAAGGGA
Messenger RNA from Siniperca chuatsi (mandarin fish), 3066 nucleotides. RefSeq lists its product as uncharacterized. Gene Ontology annotation, molecular function: guanylate cyclase activity; peptide receptor activity. The transcript has 9 exons. The record is from RefSeq and is a predicted model, not a curated record. Lineage: Eukaryota; Metazoa; Chordata; Actinopteri; Centrarchiformes; Sinipercidae. Gene Ontology annotation, biological process: intracellular signal transduction; receptor guanylyl cyclase signaling pathway; cGMP biosynthetic process. The coding region runs from base 1 to 2364 and encodes 787 amino acids.